GAACGAGAACGGGAACGGGAACGGGAGCGCGAUAGGGCACGCGAUCGGGACCGCGAGGCGGAGCGACGGAACCGAGAGAGGGAGCGCGAAGAGGAAAGUAGGGCUCGGGAACGAGCACGGUUGGAGAAAUUGGCGGAGCGGGAGCGCGAGAAGGAGCUCGAAUCCAUCAAAGAACAGUACCUUGGUUCGAAGAAGCCGAAGAAGCGCGUGAUCAAGCCCAGCGAGAAGUUCCGUUUCUCCUUCGACUGGGAGAACACCGAGGACACAUCUCGCGACAUGAACUCCCUCUAUCAGAACCCUCACGAGGCUCAGCUCCUCUUCGGCCGCGGCUUCCGCGCCGGCAUGGACCGCCGCGAGCAGAAGAAGCUCGCCGCCAAGAACGAGAAGGAGAUGCGCGAGCAGAUCCGUCGCAAGGACGGCGUCGAGGAGAAGCCCGAGGAGGCCGAUGCCCAGCGCCGCAAGGAGGCUGCUGCCGACCUCUACGACACCUUCGACAUGAGGGUUGACCGCCAUUGGAGCGAGAAAAAGCUUGAGGAAAUGACGGAGAGGGAUUGGCGUAUCUUCAGGGAGGACUACAACAUCUCCUACAAGGGUUCCAAGAUACCUCGCCCCAUGCGGAGCUGGGUAGAGAGCAAGCUCAGCAAUGAGCUUCUGAAGGCGGUGGAGAAGGCUGGGUACAAGACCCCUUCCCCCAUUCAGAUGGCUGCAAUUCCCCUUGGCUUGCAGCAGCGUGAUGUCAUUGGCAUUGCCGAGACCGGUUCCGGUAAGACUGCUGCUUUUGUUCUUCCCAUGUUGAGUUACAUUACUAGGCUUCCCCCCAUGAGUGAGGAGAAUGAGGCUGAGGGUCCCUAUGCUGUUGUUAUGGCUCCGACUCGCGAGCUUGCCCAGCAGAUUGAGGAUGAGACUGUUAAGUUUGCUCAAUAUCUGGGUAUUAAGGUUGUCUCCAUUGUUGGUGGUCAGUCCAUUGAGGAACAAGGGUUUAAGAUUAGGCAAGGCUGUGAGAUUGUCAUUGCUACUCCAGGUCGUUUGAUAGAUUGUUUAGAGCGGCGAUAUGCUGUGCUGAACCAAUGCAAUUAUGUUGUUCUUGAUGAGGCGGAUCGCAUGAUUGAUAUGGGUUUUGAGCCACAGGUGAUGGGUGUCUUGGAUGCCAUGCCUUCCAGCAACUUGAAACCUGAGAAUGAAGAUGAGGAGCUUGAUGAGAAGAAGAUUUAUAGGACCACUUAUAUGUUCAGUGCCACCAUGCCUCCGGCAGUGGAGAGGCUUGCUAGGAAGUAUCUGAGGAAUCCUGUUGUGGUGACCAUUGGCACUGCCGGAAAGGCAACUGACUUGAUCAGCCAACAUGUGAUAAUGAUGAAGGAAUCUGAGAAAUUCCAUAAGCUUCAAAGGUUGCUUGAUGAGCUUAAUGACAAGACGGCAAUUGUGUUUGUUAACACCAAGAAGAAUGCGGAUAUGGUUGCCAAGAAUUUGGACAAGGAAGGGUAUCGUGUGACUACAUUGCAUGGAGGGAAGUCGCAGGAGCAGAGAGAGAUUAGUCUAGAAGGGUUUAGGACCAAGAGAUACAAUGUUCUUGUUGCCACAGAUGUUGCUGGACGUGGUAUUGACAUACCCGAUGUGGCUCAUGUGAUAAACUAUGAUAUGCCUGGGAACAUUGAAAUGUACACGCACCGCAUUGGGCGUACUGGUCGUGCAGGAAAGACUGGUGUGGCAACAACAUUCCUCACUCUUCAGGACACUGAUGUCUUCUAUGACCUCAAACAGAUGCUUAUUCAAAGCAACAGCCCUGUUCCACCUGAAUUGGCAAGGCACGAAGCCUCCAAGUUCAAGCCAGGGACUAUUCCCGACAGACCACCUAGACGAAAUGACACUGUGUUUGCACAUUAGACAACUUUUUUGGCUUCAUGGGAAUCCGCUUUGCAGGUCAUACGAGGUUUUGUUCAGCAAUGAGCAUGAGCAUGAGCAUGAGCAUUUUGCGGGUCUUGUAUAAAAUUUAGGUACAACAGACUUUUUAUUCUGUUAUUGUUGUUAUUAUUGUAUCUGUAUUCAACUUAGCAAGAGCUCAGAGUUAUUAUCCUGCUUAUUAUUUCUAACAGGAAUGGGUAAUUUUAGAUGAGGACCACAACUUAUUUUUGCUCCUUGGUUUUAAUUUUUGUCAUCAGAUUCUUGUGCUACAAACGUUGCUGUCUUAUUUUUAAUAUCUGUUACCACUUGUUAUAUAUGU
Messenger RNA from Arachis ipaensis, 2218 nucleotides. RefSeq names its product P-loop containing nucleoside triphosphate hydrolases superfamily protein. Gene Ontology annotation, molecular function: nucleic acid binding; ATP binding; RNA helicase activity. The record is from RefSeq and is a predicted model, not a curated record. Lineage: Eukaryota; Viridiplantae; Streptophyta; Magnoliopsida; Fabales; Fabaceae.